Messenger RNA from Micropterus salmoides (largemouth bass), 3744 nucleotides. Its product is annotated as serine/threonine-protein kinase PAK 2-like. The record is from RefSeq and is a predicted model, not a curated record. NCBI's taxonomy places the organism in Eukaryota, Metazoa, Chordata, Actinopteri, Centrarchiformes, Centrarchidae. Gene Ontology annotation, cellular component: cytoplasm. Bases 211 to 1764 code for a protein of 517 amino acids. The transcript is spliced from 15 exons. Gene Ontology annotation, biological process: intracellular signal transduction; regulation of axonogenesis; regulation of MAPK cascade. Gene Ontology annotation, molecular function: protein serine/threonine kinase activity; ATP binding.
AAGAGAGGAAUAAAGUGUGUCAACGAUAAAAGAAAGAAUAAAAGACGAAAGACUUUUUUUCUCAUCCCCAGGGAACUUUGUGAAAUCUCAGCGUCAAAUCUGGGCUUUAACGGACUGAAAAUCAACACAGACGGGGCGGAGUUUCGGCUGUGUGGCUGGAGUGCGUUUGAUUUCUUUGCGGUUGACAGCAGCCGGUGUACGUGUGUGUAGAUGUGUGACAGCGGAGUGUGUGAAGACAAGCCCCCAGCCCCCCCUGUCAGGAUGAGCAGCCAAGGAGGAGGACCCAAGGACUCCCAGUCAGCCAAUCACAACUCUCGGCCACUUCCCUCUGUACCAGAGGAGAAGAAGUCUAGAAACAAAAUCAUCUCCAUGUUUGCCUCUGAGAAAGGAGGCAGGAAGAAGGACCGGGACAAGGACAGGCCUGAGAUCUCCUCCCCAUCGGACUUUGAACACACCAUCCAUGUGGGUUUUGAUGCUGUCACUGGAGAGUUCACUGGCAUGCCGGAGCAGUGGGCCCGUCUCCUUCAGUACUCCAACAUCAGUAAAUCAGAACAGAAACAGAAUCCUCAGGCCGUCCUCGAUAUUCUCAAGUUCUACGACUCCACCAGUGGAAAACAGAAAUACCUCAGUUUUUCCGCCUCAGAUAAAGACUCACAGUCGCUAGGCAAGCAGGGUACAGUGACCUCCCCAUCAGGUAGCAAGGAUGGAGAUGAUGAUGAUGACGACGAAACACCACCUCCGAUUGUGGCACCACGGCCAGAACACACAAAAUCUAUGUACACGAGGUCGGUGAUAGACCCACUCCCAGCUCCAGAUGUAGACUCCGCCUCUAAGGCAGCUGACAAACAGAAGAAGAAGGGAGGCAAGAUGACUGAUGAAGAGAUAAUGGAGAAACUCAGAACUAUUGUCAGUAUUGGAGAUCCUAAGAAGAAGUACACUCGCUACGAGAAGAUCGGCCAAGGGGCAUCUGGCACAGUUUACACAGCCAUAGAUGUUGCCACAGGGCAAGAGGUGGCCAUCAAACAGAUCAACUUGCAGAAGCAGCCAAAGAAGGAGUUAAUUAUCAAUGAGAUCCUGGUCAUGAAGGAGAUGAAGAACCCCAACAUUGUCAACUUUGUAGAUAGUUUCCUCGUAGGAGAUGAGCUUUUCGUGGUGAUGGAGUACCUGGCUGGUGGCUCCCUAACUGAUGUUGUGACAGAGACGUGCAUGGACGAGGCCCAGAUUGCUGCCGUCUGCAGAGAGGUCAUCCAGGCUCUGGAGUUUCUUCAUGCCAACCAGGUCAUCCACAGAGACAUCAAGAGUGACAAUGUAUUGCUCGGGAUGGACGGAUCAGUCAAACUCACUGACUUCGGCUUCUGUGCCCAGAUCACCCCAGAGCAGAGCAAACGCAGCACCAUGGUGGGGACCCCGUACUGGAUGGCUCCAGAGGUGGUGACCAGGAAAGCCUACGGACCCAAAGUGGACAUUUGGUCUUUGGGGAUCAUGGCCAUAGAGAUGGUGGAGGGAGAGCCUCCAUAUCUCAACGAGAACCCUCUCAGGGCGUUGUAUUUAAUUGCCACCAAUGGGACUCCUGAGCUGCAGAGUCCAGAGAAGCUGUCUCCUGUCUUCAGAUCCUUCCUGUCCCGCUGUCUGGAGAUGGAUGUGGAGAAACGAGGUUCUGGCAAAGAACUGCUGCAGCACCCAUUCCUGAAGCUGGCCAAGCCUCUGUCCAGCCUCACCCCACUCAUCCUGGCAGCCAAGGAGGCCAUGAAGAGCAACCGCUAAAUCCCAGUCUCUAAAGACUAUAAGAGCUGACUCCAAUGACAGCCAAAUCAGCCAGCAUCUUCCACUGGUCUAUGUAUGAUGACCAUCAACAACCUGCUAGUGUUUGUGUUUUUUUCCAAGGGUCACAAAAUGCCUCUCUACUCCUCCCAGUGUUUCUCUACUGAUGCCAGAUGUGUCUUACCAUUGUGCCUUGUUCUAAAGCCGCAUACAGCCAUAAUGUUUUCUAGUUGUUGCAGCCAUAGGAAUGCGGGAUCACUGUUGCAAAGGUUCAAGACUCUUUGCACACCAAGGGCCAUAUUCACACAGGUUUUUUAACAGUGUUCCUAAAAUGCGCUGAAGGUUCCAGCCUGAGAGUCUCUUCUUAAAACCAGCUCAAAAAGCUGCUGCAAGCUGAAGAAAUUAACGCCUAAACGAAGAGAAAGCUUAACCUGUUGAUAUGAAUGACAUCAUGUUUAAUGAAUUAACUUACUCACUGGUUGAAGAUAUUCACAAGAUAAGUUUGUUUGUAGCAAGUUGUGCAAACCAUCACCCCUGGUCUUACUGGAUUGUUUGGAUUUGUUGUUGAGCUGAUUGGAUCUUUAUCAACUUGCCAGCCCAUAUUUUUUUUUAAUUUUAUCAAUUAAAAAACUACUUUUAGAGCUCAAAUAUCUGAUUAAUAAGCAAACUUGUUGUGAGACAUGAAGAUCGUGAGGAAUCUAAAGUUUUGGUGUGUGGAGAGACCCUAACCUUUGGAACUGGUAUCUGUGGUUGCUGUAGCUAUGGGUACACAUGUGCGUGGAAAACUCAAGUGUACUGAUACUGUGCUGUACUGUGGCCCAGCAUGAGACAUUGCAGUGUUUGUGCAGUGGAAAAGCCAUACCAGUGUCCUUUUUUGACCCUGUAUCUCACAGAAAAGUCAACCAUUUCAAUAAAAGAAAUGGGAUUUAAGCUUGUUUUCACUCUGUUUAUGUAAAUGAAAUUUCUGUUAAGGGUUUCAACCCCCUGGUGGCAGUUCAGGGUGUUACCAGGCACCAAAACACACUAUCUCAGAUUUCAUACACCUCUGCUGUGAAACUCUCAGUGCACGCUCUUCUACAAACUAUGCAAACCCAUCUGAACACUCUGAUGUUUUCUACAGAUGGGCCAUGAUUUUCGAAUUGUGUCAAAAAAAUAGUCAAAAAAAUCUUAUUGUUUGUCUUAGUUUUUACCUGCGCCUGAUAUCAACGUGUCACUGCCAGUCGUCAGGUAAAACCUGUGUGGCACGUUUCAGUUUGGCUACAUCUCAUACAUUUCUAUCACAAUGUUUCUUCUUUCUUAUUCUUUCUACUGUCAGUGUGUUGGUGCAAGUACAACAGAAAUACUGUAUGAAAUUGUCUAAAUGUGUUGAACUGGAGGAAGACUGCAUAUUUUAUGUAUAUUAUGUAUUGGUGAUGUCCUGUGUUUUUUAACAGCUUUUUCAAAGUAUGUAUAUCAUUGUUUUAUAUUUGUAACUAACACAACAGAAGAUACAUUUGUGUUUUCAACUUGCUUUUUUGUACCAAUUCAUCCUCAGUUCCCUGAACUGUGCAAGUAUGAACUCCCAACCAUGAAAUGUAUUGAUAAGCCUGGACACUCCAGCCAGACCUGAGUCAAGCAGUAUUUGAAAACAAUUAUUUGUUUUUUUUUAACCUGCUUGGAGUACCAAAUGAGAUUGGUUUAUAUGUAAUUUUACAGCAAGUUUAGACAAUCACUGAAAAGCAUUUAAAAGCCAUUUGUAAAUGUGCCUUAAACCCACUUAAAUGGUACCCAACAGGGUUACAUAAAUACAGAGGACUUUCAGAUACUGUUAACGGGCUGGAAAACACUGUUUUGUGGCUUUUGACAAGAACACACAUUCCAGUUGUAUGUGUAAUAUGAACGAUUGAAGUGUUAAAUGUGUUGUUGUACAUCAUGAUACCAACAAUUUCUGCAAUUGAAUAAAAUUCAUACUGCAUGUAAAUUAUUAUUAAAGGUGGACCUUAA